This is a messenger RNA of Electrophorus electricus (electric eel), 5201 nucleotides long. The record is from RefSeq and is a predicted model, not a curated record. Lineage: Eukaryota; Metazoa; Chordata; Actinopteri; Gymnotiformes; Gymnotidae.
CCUUUACGCGUUUGUGUUUUCCGUUUGUGUUAUUUAACGCAGGCAACUUCUAAGACCGAGAAUUACAUCUCAAUAGAACAUUUGCAUUUAAAGGACAGUAUACGCUAGGAAGGACAUAAAUGACGAUAAUGUGAUAGAUAUUUAGCCCAUGGCCAUUUAAUAACAUGAGACGUUUGCUUCUUCAUGACUGACUCCAACCCUCGCGAAGGGGUUUGUGAUCAAACCGAAUGGGAUUCCCCUAAAAUGGAGGCAAUCUAGCCACGGCAGGGCGCGUCGUACCACCCAGAAGACGCAUGCAUACUCUUCUUUUCUCUUUUUUUUGUGUGUGUGUGUUGCUCUACUCCUCCCUUCUGCCCUCCCUCGUUUUCUCCUCGUCUCGUCUCCUCGCUGCUCGCAACUUCGCCUCACGCUUCCCAUCCGCUCGCUCGCUCGCUCGCUCGCUCCCCCCCCCCCAAAAAUACCGUUUUGCGCGUUAUUAUUUUGGACAUUUCGCAGCGAUGCCGAGGGCUCGACGUUAAAAAAAAAAGUAAACUUCGCACGGCGAAGUGUGCGCGCCUCGCAUAAACCAGGGACGUAACUACUUAUCAAAUGAUCCGCUUUCCACGGCGUUUGAUUUAAAAGCAACGCACCCAAACCACAGCAUUAAAGCGAAGGACGGCCGAGCCCAACGGGCGCUCCGCACAGGUCUGGCCGUACCGUAACCGAGGGCGGACGCGGCUACAAUGAGCAGAACGUGCGAAGCGAGCACGCCUCUCCAGUAGGAGCUGGAGGAGGCGGUGUGGGCGCGACGCACCCAGGCUCCAUGCUGCAACAGCCCCCGGCCACGCCCACUUCCUCCCCGACCGGCCCUCGUCGGCGCCUGCAUCUGUGCGGCCACGUGUGCCCGUGAGUUUCCCGCCCAGACAGACGAACACUCGCGCGUGGCAUUUGUUGGCUCCCUGGUCCCGCCCCCAACCCCGCCCACCCAGCAGACCGCUCGCCUUCUCACCUUAAGGACAGUCGAUCCGUCUCCCCUUUCGGACUCCGCGACCUCACGGUGCCUCUCUCCUCCCCGCCCGGCUCCUGUCACCCGGACAUGCGAGUGUCAGCAGGCAGGCCACCGGCAGCGGGACGGGAGCUUUUAGGAGCCUAAAGGAGGAGCAGACGCGGCAGUUCUACGCGGACGUGGCACUCCGGGGACGUCCGAGGAGACGCAGAGCCGUGGAGGGAGCGUGCGGACGGUGAGACGACCAGACGCCCCCUGUGGCGUGAUACCGUCGUCGUAAACGUACCGGGACGUACAAAGCUGCACGGCCCCUGACCUUUGACUCUCGCUAGCCCCCUUGCGCCGUCCUGCCCGGACGCCGGAGCAUGUCCCAACACUUUUUCACCGAAGCGAGCGUUUCCCGUGCCGCCGAGAAGUGACCGUCAACCCCACUCCACCCUCUUCGUCUCCCCCUUGACGCCACCCUCCACCCACCCCUCUGCUCGUGCCGCAGUCGGCCAUGGCCGUCAACGUGGCCAUGGGCCGCGACACCAAGUGGCUGACCUUGGAGGUGUGUCGCGAGUUCCAGAGAGGCGCAUGCUCACGCUCCGACGCCGAGUGCAAGUUCGCCCACCCCUCACGCACAUGCCACGUAGAGAAUGGUCGAGUCAUCGCCUGCUUCGACUCGCUCAAGGGCCGCUGCACCCGCGAUAACUGUAAGUAUCUGCACCCCCCGCCGCACCUGAAGACCCAGCUGGAGAUCAACGGCCGCAACAACCUCAUCCAGCAGAAAGCGGCAGCAGCCAUGUUGGCCCAGCACAUGCAGCUGAUGUUACCCGGAACGCAGCUCCAGCCCAUAACCUCGUUCCCUGUGUCGCCGUCGCUGGCUCCCAGCCAGGGCGUGGCGUUCGGCCCGUACGUGGGCCACAUGAGCCCCGGCAUCGGCCUGGUGCCCGAGCUGCUACCCGCCGCCCCCGUGCUGGUCCCGGGGAGCCCCACCGGCAUCGCCAUGGGCAACGGGAAUGCUGCGCAGAAGCACGUGCGCACGGACAAGCUCGAGGUGUGCCGUGAGUUCCAGCGGGGCAACUGCACGCGGGGCGAGAACGAGUGCCGCUAUGCGCACCCGGCUGAGGCGGCCAUGGUGGACGGCAGCGAGAACUCGGUGGUCGUCUGCAUGGACUACAUCAAGGGCCGCUGCAGCCGCGACAAGUGCAAGUACUUCCACCCGCCGGCGCACCUGCAAGCGCGGAUUAAAGCUGCUCAGCACCAGGCCAGCCACAGUGCCGUCGCCAUGGCUCUGCCCCCUGGGACCAUGCAGCAGCUACCAAAGAGGCCCACGCUGGAGAAGAACAAUGGGGCCACGGCGGCCGUCUUCAACCCCAGCAUGUUCCACUACCAGCAGGCCCUGGCUAGCAUGCAGCUGCAGCAGCCAGCCUUCCUCCCCACAGGGCUUUUCAAACCCCCUGGCCCACUGGCAGAGGGCCGCUGGGAGAGACGGGACUGGAGCAGCUGCAGGGUCCCUCACAGCCGCUACCUAUCAGGGCCCGGACAUGCCGUAGACCCCGCCGAGGUACUGACGGCAGAUCCUGCAGACCUCCACUGCAUUCCUGUGGAUGGCCACUUCAGCCCAGUUCCCAAACUCCUGCUGGCGGCGCCCAUGACCCUGAGUACUGUAAGCCUCGCCCGCAACCUCAGUUAAGACGCCCUCACCCACCCCCCCCAACCCCUCUGUCAUCAGUCCCGACUGCGCCGCCGAGACGUGAAUGCAACAAAUGUGUGCCUAAACAGUACGCCCUCCCCAGGGCGACCCUUUCAUCCUCGCAGCUGACAGACACGCUCCAUGUCAUGUAAGGGGGAAAAAAGAAGAAGAAAACAGACAUCAUCAGCAAAGGUUUGUUGAUGCUGAAACAGGCAAUACGUAAGCUUGGACAUAUAACUGUUCCAGGAAGCAUGCCAUGUUGAUGCAAAGAGACUUAGAGGAGUUGAAUGCUCUUUAAAUUCACAGCCAUACAAGUGUACACACACACACACACACACACACACACGUAUACACACGCGCUUCUGAACACAGUGCGCCAACCUGAAGUGACGGUGAAAUCUCAGACCCUGCAUCAAGGAUCCACCGCGAGUAAUGGAGCUGAGGCCCGACUUCACCUGAAAGCACAUGCGGAUCUCUGCAGCCGGAUCAAUAGCCCACGUGGAGAAUCCCAGCCAGCGAUGGCUGUGCGUGUGCCUGCACACAGCUCCAGGCCGAGAGAGGAGCACAGACUGCUCAUGAUGUUUCGCUUGGCGUCAGUGGUUGUUGUAUUUCAUUUCCUUUCCAUCCCCAACAAAGCUUGCAUGUGAUUUUUGCUUUGCGCUCAGACUUCAGAAGUUCUUACGUGUUACCCUGAUGGAGAAUUAUUCAUGUCAUCGUAAAGUUGUUGUUGCAUCUUGUCCAAAUGGCCGGUUUAGUUUAAAGGUCGUCAUUGUUCGUGCCUUUCACGUUAGAAGCGUGCGAAAGUUUUUUUCCUGAUACUCAAGAAACUGACCUAGAUCUUCUGGUAGACUAAAAAAACAAAAAACACAAAAAAAUAAAAACAAACAAAAUCCAAAAAAAUUUUAAAAAUCAUAUGCUUGUAGCCUUUAAAAUGUCAGCGUGCGAUUCCUUACUCUUUGUAAAAAUCCACUUGAUGUCUGUUUUAUGGUCUUGGUCUCGUGAAAGAGUAUUACUCAUUUAACCCAAACCUGAUGUGCAGAAGAUGGUUGACUGAAAUUAAGUGUUAUUUCUCACUGCGGCGUGUUUGUAGGGACUGUCUACGCUGAUCCACACACUCACACCACCAUUUUCUAAAUGCACGCUGCCUUUGAGCAGGAUUUGGAGCGCCCGAGCGCACUGCCUGUAGAGCCGCGGGGUCCGAUCGCGGGAGGUCCAAGACGGUCCGGGUCUGUGCUACACCCGCACGGCACCUGCCACCCCUCCAUUGGACCGCUGCCAUUUCUGAGCCUAACUGCUCCUCUCCCGUUAGCCACGUCACGGCCCAUGGCCCGCCCCGUAUAAGCUAACGGUUGCUCCCUCCCAAUUUCCAUAUGAAAACGAUCGGUGAGGUCGCUGUGGUUUCACCGGAGCCCCUGUGGCGCGAUCGCUGGGCCUCGCUACCGUGUCUGUCUCCGGCUCUCCGCGUAGUGCGGACGGCCCCUGCCAAAAUCCAUGGCCCCCGCCUGCCCACUGCGUGACGGUCUGUUUGUCUUUGCUCAUUGCCUGGCCCUGUUUGUUCCACCUCACAGUAACAUGAGAUCUUGGAGCCAUGCAUGCUGCAGAUAUUCUCAGCCAAAAUGCCCCAUGUCGAAGUUCCAUAGAACGCUUAUAUAUUUGGAGGUAAAAAAUGCAGCAAAAAGCUGUCUAGCGUGUAUACUUUGCAAAAUGGCUGCAGCUGAAUAAGAACCCUGACAGUGCAGUUUGCUGAACACCCCUUAAAUUGAUUGUAGUGUGGGAAUCGGAAAAAGUACAUUCAGAGCUCACCGUCAGUGGGCACCGAUUGCCGUCCUUUGCCAUGGUCAGGCUGUCCAGUAAGUGCAUCAAAGGCUAUAGGAUGUGGAGAUCUCCUAAGCAGACAUUUCAAGUGCACUGUUUCUUGUGCCAAUGACUCCCAGACCUGGGUCACUCUGUGCCAAUCACUUGUGAUUUAGAAAGAGUAAAGUGAUUAAAGGAACAAAUCCCAUAUGCGAGGCCCAAAAUCACACUGAUUUGGAUUUAAAAAUGCUACAUCUGGCGCAGACUGUGAUGCGCUUUCCUCUGAGUCCUUCCAUCUUUGCUAAUUCACAUCAUAUGGUUGACUGGAGUUGCCUCUAGCUGCUCUAAAUAUUAUAUCUAUAGUGUCUGUCUGCAGUGCGUGGAUGCAGCGACUGCCCUUGAUCUGGUGUACUGAGAGACCUUUUAAGUUUCUUUGACAUGGCCGACGGUGUCGGUUUGUUUAGAACGGACUGGUACAGAGACGCAUGUCAUAAAACGCCAACCCGAGUCAUGUUUUGUGUAGUAGUAGAAUGCGUGAUUGCCCCGCCCAGUGAUUGUCGGCUAAUGCUUAUCGGAUGUCGGUGCGUUUUGUUGAUUUUAAAUUAGAAUUAAGCUGAUGAUGUGUUUUUGUCUUCAUAAUUAUACGUCUGUUUAGAAGCCUGAAUUCAAACCACUGAUUUUUGAUAACUGAUCGUGUCAUUUUCGAACGUCGCCAGACCAAAAAACCUAGGGCUUACCUGGCGG